This is a messenger RNA of Neogale vison (American mink), 6268 nucleotides long. It is a transcript of the gene ZFP41, whose product is annotated as ZFP41 zinc finger protein. The record is from RefSeq and is a predicted model, not a curated record. Bases 2546 to 3127 code for a protein of 193 amino acids. Gene Ontology annotation, molecular function: RNA polymerase II cis-regulatory region sequence-specific DNA binding; DNA-binding transcription factor activity, RNA polymerase II-specific. Lineage: Eukaryota; Metazoa; Chordata; Mammalia; Carnivora; Mustelidae. The transcript has 5 exons. Gene Ontology annotation, biological process: regulation of transcription by RNA polymerase II.
UUGGCGGGGGCGCGCCGUGCUGCCCGCGGGGCCCUCUCCGCGGCCGACCCCGCUCGCGGCUGCUGCAGGCGGGCCCGGCGGGCUGGCGGGGCGCGAGCGUGUCUCUGGGUCCCGAGCCGAGCCCCGGGCUUCCGACGGCGGGGUUUGCGGGGACCCGGGCCGCGGGGACUCCCCGAAGCCUCAGGAGGCCUGGCCGGAGGGGAAGGGGCUGGCCCGGCGUUGCCCCGCGCGCCGCACCCCAGCCCUGGGGCCGGGUGGCGGGAGCGCCGCGGCGGCUGCGAGGUGCGGGCCUGGCCCUCGGGGCGACGCGGUUCGCGGCUGGUGCGGAGCUCGGUGCGCGCUGCCGUCAGGCCCCUGCCGGCUGGAGCUGGGCGUUGGGGACGAGCCCCGAGGAUGGUUCCCGAGCACGGCGUGCGGGCUCCGGCCUCGCAGCUGGCGGUGCAGGCGGGAAGGCGCCGCCUCGGAGCCGGUCCCCCAGGAGCCCGGAGCGCAGAGGAGCCCCGCGCGGGCGCUGCAGUGGGUGGGUCCGGGGUUGAGGGCGCUUUCCCGGCGGCUCCUGGUGUUGCGGUUUCCCGCUGACGCUGCUCCGCGCACUCGCCUCCCCGGCGGGGCGCCGCUUCUCCCCGGGCCGCCCUCAGCCCGACGCGCUGCCCUCGCCCUCGGUUCAGGCUCCGCCCGGGUUCUGAGAGCGGCUCCUCCCAGAACCUGCCCCGGGCAGGGCCUUUGGGGCGUCAGACGCUUGAAUCUGGACCUCGCGUGCCCGCCCAUUCUCCUUCGGAAGGAACCAGACCCUCGGGCUCCUCAGGAGCAGGAUUUCACCGCUGCCUCUGCAUGGGGGCGAGGAAAGCCCGAGCCUGCCCUUUUGACUAAGAAAACUCAAAGUAUUCAUACCUUCCAACUGCUUGGGGUGCCUGGCUGGCUGCGUCCGUGGAGCCUGGCACUCUCCCCCUGGGGUCUUGAGUUCAAGCCCUCACGUUGGGCAUAGAGAUUACUUAAAAAGAAUUUAUUUAAAAAGCUACAGUGUCAUCAUACACACGAGUUGGACAGACGCACAGAUGAAAAUGUUCAGGUAGAUAAAUGGGAUGGAAAACACGAUUCAAAGAAAAAUACAUCACUGGGUCAUUACCACCUAGGACAUCACAUUUUGGGGUGAGACAGCCUGUCAGGGAUACGGUAGCCGUCACAGGCCACGAGAUACCUUUCUAGGAAUGCUGUUCACGGGAAAUGCUGGAGGGUCAGAACGGGACCUGCCUUUGGAGCUUUCGUUUUUAAAAAGGAAGGGUUUUUCUCAGUCUCGUGAGCUCUCUCACUAGCAGAGAGUCUGAAGUUUGUCGUGGCUUGACGCUGGGGCUCCGCUGAUUAGCACGGAGAGAAGAAGGGGGUGAACAGUAAUACAGAGACAGAAGAGGGAACUCCACAAAGGAACUAGGGGCUGUGACGCUCCUACAAACACUGGGGGCUGUUGGAUCCCAUGUGAGUUUGUGGUGGGAUUGGGUGCUGUUAGAUGGAGCUAGGGAUCAGGUGUUCACGGUGUACGCAAGAUCUAGGUGUUUAAGGAGUGGGCUCUGGUUCAGGGCCCCAGGGAGGACUGGAGCCUGGUCAGUGAACAGGGCGUGGGGGCGGCGUUUGGUGGGUCAGGGAGGCGUCUCCAGGAAGGGCCCAUUCAGAGCUCCGAAGUGAGGGGCCGGCCCCAUGCACACCUACCCUUGGCCUGUGUCUGGAAUCAACCAAGCGCAGAGGCAGGAAGGACUGGGUAUGUUUGAGGAGCCUAAAGAAAGCUAGAUGGUGGAGGGGAGUGAGGAGGGGGCCCAGUCAGGCAGGUAUAGGGCUCAUAAGUAUGAGGGAAGCCACUGGGGUUUGGGACAGAUAUGUAGGGGCUUUGCCGGCUGCCCUAUGGAGAUGGACCGUGGGAGGAGGGCUGGGGUGCCCCUGGGGAGCCAGCCCCACAUCUGAUCCAUCUCAGACUCCAGGCUCUAGGUGACAGGAGGAUAGCUUCCACGGGGGCACUUGUGGGUCCCACACUCGGAGAGCACAUUGUCUGGUCCAAAUACAGGCAGUGGAGAAGGAGGGAGAAAAUGGAGGGGAAAAAAGUGCCAACAUGGGGACCACACUGUUAUUGGUCCAUGGUUCGUGUCAGACCCCACUGGACACAGGCCUGGAGACCCCAUCCCCUGGGAGAGGGUUAGAGCAAGUGUUGUGUUUGAAAGGGGAACCAGCGAGCAGAGAAAGGGCCAAGUUUAUGGGUGCCCCCAUCUGCCCAUUAGCCUCUCUGCCCUGCAGGGGCCCGCAGCUCUGGUCCUUGCGCACACGCGUGUGAUCUAACCUUCAUGGUCUGGCUUCUCCGGCAGCACAAGGACUGGUGGCGUCCUCUCUCCAGCGCAGACUCCCUGCCCCAGAGCCCAGAGCGCUCGUCACUAGCUCAGGAGGAUCAAGAGCUGUGACUAAAGCAAGAGCUUUCGGAAGAAGUGGGGCGUCUGUACCCUGGCCUUUCUCCUCAGCCCAUCCUGGCUUCUAGUGGCCCUUCCUCUCCCGGGAACAAAGGAAGAUGGAAAAGCCCAGGGGCAAAAAGAAGGCACAGACCCCAAAAGAGAAAGGAGAUUUGCUGAAGGACGCUCCCAAAGAAGAGAAAGCUUCUGGGGAGAAAAGGGUCAACCAGAGGUCGGCGUCGGCCAGGAAGGCCGGCCUGAGCCCUGGGGACGAGGAGCAGGUGUUUGACGCCUUCGAUGCUUCGUUUCAAGACGACUUUGAGGGGGUUCCUGUGUUCGUGCCUUUUCAGAGAAAGCAGCCCUUCAAGUGUGGCGAGUGUGGCCGCGUCUUCAAGCACAAGACAGACCACCUUCGCCACCAGAGGGUUCACACGGGAGAAAAGCCCUUCAGGUGUGAGGCGUGUGCGAAGACGUUCCGGCACAGCUCCGACGUCCCCAAGCACCAGAGAAUCCACACCGGAGAAAAGCCCUUUAAGUGCAGCGAGUGUGGGAAGGCCUUCAACUGCGGCUCCAACCUCCUAAAACAUCAGAAGACGCACACCGGAGAGAAGCCGUACGAGUGCGAGGAAUGUGGGAAAACCUUUGCCUACAGCUCAUGUCUCAUUCGCCAUCGGAAGCGUCACCCCCGGAAGAAGCACUGAGCGAGGGGAGCUGCGCCGUGUGGGUGCCGACGGAGCCGCCCCUCCUGCAGCGCCUGCGCGAGGCUCCGGGAGCUCAGCACGCCCGUGCCUGGGCGUCCCCGUCGCCGUCUGGAAAAUCAAGCCAGUGGGAGAAGCAGGUGCUGGAGUGCGCUGAAGACCUGGACAACGUGCGAGCGGCUUGUGGCCCCAGAGACGCCGGGGACACGGGCAGCUGUCUGGGACUCUGGAGACGGCUGCUCGCGAGUGGCCCAGCACCUUCCACGGCGGCCUCUGCCCAUGGCGUCCGCUGUGGCUUCAGCCCUCUCAGCUCCCUUGAAGACUUGACUCUGCAGAUCCCCGACCUGCCGGGUCAUCCCUGUGCCGCCUGGCGGGAGAGCGGUGGCCCUGAGCUGGAGCUGUGCUCUGCGGUCGCGCCCCCAGCGCCGCACCAGACGCCGGCCGGCCCCACUCAGCCGGCCGUGGGGACAGCGGUCCGUGCUCCGGCUUCCCUCCUCGGGCUGCAGCAGCCCCACCCCCACCCGGCCCCUUGUGCGUCCCCCUGGCCCAGGUGAGCGGCCUCACUCACCCAGGUGGGUCCCUCAGGACCUGUGCCGCCACCAUGGGAGAUUCCUGCCCCGGACACGUGGUAGACGUCCCGAGGAUGUGCGGGCAGCUUCAAGCCGGCCCCAUCUGCCACGGGGCUCUUCAGUUGUGAGGCCGGGCACCCUGCCCCCCGGAGGGAAGCUCUCCAGAAGCCGCAGUGUUACGACGCCGGAGCUGGCACCCCGCCCGGCCCCAGCGCAGCCCUCCCAGCUGACUCCGCUCGCCCCAGGCCUGGCAGGGGAUCCAGGGGACACACCGUGUAUGGUCCUUGAUGGGCAAGAUAGCCGCAGAGGACGUCACGGGGACAUUUAGCAAACGUCGUGUGCAGACUGUCCACUGGGGGGCAGAGCUGCAUCAGUUUCCCGGGGCCUGCUUGGAUUGCCGCUGUCCUGCCUGUCCUUGUUGGGAAGGACUAAGGUUUCCCAGGGGUAUGCGGUCAUGAUGUCUGCGAUUUACUCUCAGACAUUCAGCGGAGAAUACAGGACCUGUGUUCACUCGGAGCGCGACGAGGCAGAUGGCGCGCGUUGGUCGUCCCCGCACCUGGAGCAGGUCGGCAGAUGUCUUCUGUGAAGGGGCUGACAGGAUGGGAGCCCGGACACGGAAUGACAGGCGGAGAUGGUGGCAGCAGGCUCCCUGCUCUGGGCCCUGCAGGGUGGGCGUCCCAGCGGCACAGUCGGCGGCUGGCCCGGCCUCUCCAUCAGCAGCCAGGUAAUUCGUGUCCCUUUCUGGCCGUGAGAGCAGAUCACCCUGGUCAGGAAGCUCCUGAUGCGUAAGAGUGACCCGUCCAGCCGGACAGGCCAGGCCUGAGCCCCAGGAGGCGAGCCCUGUGAAGGCAGCGAACACCCCGAGGGCCCUUCACUGGUUCCCCAGCCUCUACGAAGGCCACAAAAUUCACACCCGUGGCCCCACUGCACCCAGGAGGGCAAUGCGGACACCACCCGCCUUCUAGGGAAGCGCUGCAGGCAGAAACCCCACAGGCAACGUCAAGAACUUCCCCAGCAUCCUGGGACUGUCCCAGAGAAAUGCCUUUUCCAAAUGGAAAACCUUCAGGGCACCCCCGGCUGAGCGCGGUUCUCAAAGCCGGAUGCCCGGGAGCACUUAGGGCCGCGCCCACAGAGCACCUCAGUGCCUGGCCCAGCGUGGAGGGCGCGGGACAGACACCAGGCAGGGGGCCAUCCCUGCGGAUGACCCAGGGAGGUGACGUGGAUCAUCCUUCAUGCUGGCGACCUGUGAGCCGGGCAGGCAUGUCCCUGCGGGGCCCCUGCCAGGCCCGACCUGAGGGAAGGCGGCCGCCAGCGCUGUGGCAGAGUGGGCACUAAGGGCCACGCAGCCGGGGGGGCUUUGCUUCCUCCUCCCCCUGCCAACUGGGGGGUUGUCCUGUGACCGGGCCCACUGCGGUCCUGAGGAGGCUGUAGGCACCAGGAUGCUUCCUGGCCUUGAUUUGCAGCGGCCUCUGUGUCCAUCCCCAGUCUGGACACCAGCUGUGCUCAUCCUUUCCCCUGCAAGUGAGCGAGGCCCCAAGACACACCGCAGACAACGCAGGUCCCGACACAGCCCGGAGACCUCAGCUUCGGGGAGCUGACCCCGGGCUCCCGAGUCCUGGUGCUCGCAGCAGAAGCCUGUGGCACAGAGGACACUUGGACAUUUGCUCUGGAGCAGGACCGGCGAGGGCAGGGUUCUCAGCCACGACGGAGGCAUAAAAGGGGUGUCCCCAAGGCCCAGGGAAGCAGUGUUGGACCAGAAAGGGAAUGGGCUGAAGAGCAGUUCAGGCUGGGACCAGCCACGUAGAUGAGGGGCAGACUCCGGUCUGGCGCCCAAGGACACAGCUCUGCUCUGGGUGGGGCCCGUGCCUCCUGGGACCUCUGUGCACUGGGCAUAGAAUUGGUGGUCUCCUGGUGUCCCAAACUCCAGCUGCCUGUUCCACAAACCACAGGGUCCUCCCCGUGACCAGAGUCCUGCCAGGACCCAGACAGGGCCAGGGGGCCCUGGGGACACUGCUGCUGGGCUUGCCUGCCGUCUCCAUAGGUGUGGGCUUCCCAGGCCUGCAGACUGAGCCCCCCCCCCCCGCCGUGCCUCCUGCCUGGUGCCCACGUGGAUGCCAGCACCAAGAUCCGCACGAGCUCCAUGUCACACUAUGUGGGCCCCGAGUCCCUGCAGCCACCCUGUGGCCGUCUGGUUUUAACACAUGCGUGUGUCCUGGUGAGCUCGGGCAGCAUCCUGGGAUCGUCUUCAUGCGCGUCCACUGGGCUCUCGGCGUGCAGCUGCUGGUCCCACACGGGAGAAAAUGGGACUUUCCCAACAGUGACCUCUGAUGGACUUCGACUCUGUAAUCCCUUCACUUCCUUCAGUCCCCAGAGCGUGAUCACGUGUGCAUCUGGGGACACGUUCCAUUUCCGUUUAUCCGAGUUCUGGUUUACGCUCCAUGGAGCGCUGCCUCCAUCCCGACCGGCAUUGCACUGGUUCUGGUACCUUCCAGCCACCCUUCUCCCCAGCACACGUCCUGUCCUGCUGCUUGUGGAUAAUCUGUUCCCCCUGUAAUAAACUCUGUUCUGACCCGUU